Messenger RNA from Tremella mesenterica DSM 1558, 1484 nucleotides. RefSeq lists its product as uncharacterized. Lineage: Eukaryota; Fungi; Basidiomycota; Tremellomycetes; Tremellales; Tremellaceae. The record is from RefSeq and is a predicted model, not a curated record. Bases 6 to 1406 code for a protein of 466 amino acids. The transcript has 6 exons. Gene Ontology annotation, cellular component: oligosaccharyltransferase complex; endoplasmic reticulum membrane.
UCAUCAUGCUUAGAUCCGUACUGGGGCUACCCUUGGUAGCCUUCUGUCUCUUGGGGGACGUCUUGGCUCGCUCAGCAACUGGUGAUCGGGUAUUGGUCGUCCUUGAACCUCACUCAGACAAGGGGGACUAUUCAAAGUUCUGGGCUUCUCUCACAGACCGAGGUUUCGACUUGACCUUCAAAAAACCCAAUGACGAUAGCGUCGAGCUGGUCAAGUUUGGUGAACCCCAGUAUGACCACUUGAUCAUGUUCGCCCCUUCUGCCAAAAGUUUCUCUCCAUCAUUAUCACCCAAAACUAUUAUCGAAGCUCAAUACACCCACCUCAACACUCUGUACCUCCUUUCCCCUUUUCUUUCUGACCGCACGAGGGAGACGAUGAGGGAAUACGAUCUCGAAUUCAUCGAACCUAACUCUGUCCUUCUCGAUGCUUUUUCUCAUCCACCUUCUCAGCCAGAAUCCAUAGUAGUACUCCCACCAAACACCUGCCUUGUCCCCACUCCUAUACUAGCAGAAACAACUCUGUCAGGUGGACCUAUCGUCUACCCCUCGGGUACGGUACAUACUGCAGGACUAAACCCUUUUUUGAUCGAUGUCCUGCACGCAACUAAGACUGCCUAUGUGGGAGAAGAACAAAACCUUGAUGCGGAUGAAAGUGCUGUGGAGGAUACGUUAGGGGGUAAGACUAGUAAAGGACCGCUGUUUAGUGGGAAAAGAGCUAUGCUGGUCAGUGCUCUACAAACGAGGGAUAAUGUGAGGAUUGGCUUUGUGGGAAGUGGUCAAAUGUUCUCCGACAAGUACUGGGGGACAUCUGUUGAAUCUAUCACUGGUCAAUUGGUUGAGACUGGAAACGCUGCCUUUGCAGAGGACUUCACCAAAUGGAUCUUCCAAGAAAGAGGAGUCGUCAAGGUUAUCUCAACAGCUCAUCAUCGGCAAUCAGAAAAUCAACCCAGAGAGCAAUACACCAAGAAGGACGAUCUGGUAUAUUCCGUAACUCUUGCAGAGUACUACACGACAGACAACCAAACGGCUGCCUGGGGACCGGUACAUCUAGAAGACCUACAAUUGGAGUUUACGAUGCUCGACCCUCACAUUCGUACUGCGUUGAUCGAAGAUACAUCGGUCACUCCUGAGAUGGGAACGACGUACACCGCGAAGUUCAAAGCUCCUGACAGACAUGGUGUAUUCAAAUUCAUGGUGGAGUAUUUCCGGCCAGGCCUGAGCUGCAUUGUCACCACAUCAAUGGCCUCUGUCGUUCCUCUUCGACAUGACGAACACCCACGAUUCAUCGUAGGAGCAUGGCCCUUCUACACAGCACCAAUCUCCAUCAGUUUCGCCUUCCUCCUGUUCUGCGGGUUGUGGGUCAUGUUGGGGGAAGACGACAAGAAAGGAAAGAAGAAAGCGGAGUAGCAUUUAGAAGGAAGUGACCUUCGACGUGCAUCAUGUACACCUGCAUCUACUUGAUUUGACCGAUGUUGUGUUUUUCUC